This is a messenger RNA of Microthlaspi erraticum, 363 nucleotides long. Lineage: Eukaryota; Viridiplantae; Streptophyta; Magnoliopsida; Brassicales; Brassicaceae. The record is from the annotation of a GenBank genome assembly.
AUGCAAAAAGGAGCAAAAGAGCCUAAACCAAGAUCCAUGCAAGUUUCCAAGUCAAGAAGAUCAUUUUAUCUCCAAGUGUUAGUUCUCGCUGCGCGCAGAACGAAGCUUCGGAAGUUUGGCCGCGCGCGGAGGAGUUCCCGACGUCCAAAAGUUGCGAUCUUGAUAUGGAAAGAUAGAUACUUGAGUCAUGCAUCACGUCGAAGUGGAAUGAAGCCAUUUGGAUCAACUAUGAGGCCUAGACUUAUUUUCUACCGAGACAUGUCCGGUAAGCGAGUAAACGAAGCCCAUGGAGGAUUUGGAGUGUCUAAUGGCCCGAGCAGCAGCGCCAAAGGCCUUGAUCGAAUAGAGAAGAGGCCUGGCUAA